GACUUUAAAGAGGAGUAUUUCUCACAAAUUUCAACUACAGUAAAGGUGCAAUCUGAGGCAACUCAAGUAGUUGAAGAAGUGGUUGUUGAUUUUGAUAAUUUUAGGUACGUUAUUCACAUGUCAAGAAUAUUUCGUUUUGCAUUUUUAUCUGUGUGUUCAACCAUCAAUCAAAGAAAGCUAAAAGAACUUCUCGGCCACACCCCAUCCCAGGUUUUUGGUGGGGCUUUGCUGGGAAUUAUCUGUUACAAUUGUACAAGAAGCACUGGCUUUUCGAUUGAUGCUUAUAUUCAAUCUGAAUUAAAAGGAAAAAGCAUUCUGCAGCCAAUGCAAUUGGUUAGAGAACUGUAUCAUUGUAGCUUUUCUCCUCAGUAUGGAGAGCAUGAGAUUCUAUGCUUACUUCAUCUUGACUCAUACAUGGCUGAAAAUAUACAAAGUGAUAAGGUGAUGAUGGGUGAAAGUGGGGCUUCUAAUUCAAAUGCAACAAGUCAAGCUCAAACAACGGAGUCAAAUAUAACCAAAAAAAGGAGAAAAAGGUCUGUUGUGUGGGAUCAUUUUACAGAAAUUAUUACUUCUGAAGGGAGUACAAAAGCAAAAUGUGACUAUUGCUUUAUUGAGUAUGUAUUUAAGACCAAAGACGGUACGUCGACACUUCUUUCUCAUAUGCUUAAGUGUCCUAAACGCCCUGCUAUUAUUGAUAAAAAACAAUCAAAUUUAGGCUUUCAAUCUGCUCCGGGGGGUAGUCAGGGUGACGUAGCUGUUGUUACUUGGAAAUUUGAACAAGAAGAAUGUAGGAAGGCAUUAUGUCGUAUGGUAAUAGUUGAUGAGCUUCCUUUUAGCUUUGUUGAGAAAGAAGGUUUUAGAGACUUUAUGAAAGUGGCGCAACCUUAUUUUCGGAUCCCUUCUCGUAGUACUGUAACUAGGGAUUGUUUUGAUCUUUUUAAUGAAGAAAAGCAAAAGUUGAAGAGGUUUUUUAUAGAAACAAAACAAAGAGUAUGUAUUACCACUGAUACCUGGACUUCUAUUCAAAGAAUCAAUUACAUGUGUAUCACUGCCCAUUGGAUUGAUAGUGAAUGGAAUAUGCAUAAGAGAAUAAUUAAUUUUUGUCCUAUUAUUAAUCAUAAAGGCGAUGAUAUAGCAAACGGUAUUGGUAGGUGCUUACGUGAGUGGGGGAUAAAUAAGAUCUUCACUGUCACAGUUGAUAAUGCAAGCUCGAAUGAUGUGACAGUAAAAGAAUUAUCUAAGCAAUUAACAAAAAUGGGAACUAAUUUGAUUAAUGGUACUCACCUUCACGUGAGAUGUAUGGCUCACAUCAUGAAUCUUGUGGUCCAGGAUGGUUUAAAAGAAUCUUCAGUGUCUAUUGAACGUGUUAGGCAUGCAGUGAGAUAUGUUAGGCAGUCUCCUGCGAGGUUGAAGAGGUUUCAAGAAUGUUUUGAUACUGAACAACUCAAUUCUAAGAAAACUUUAUGCUUAGAUGUUCCAACUAGAUGGAAUUCCACCUACUUGAUGUUGCGCAGGGCUGUUGAAUUUGAAAGUGAACUUUUGAGUAGUGAUUGGGAGAAUGUAAAAAGAAUUACAAAGUUUCUUGAAAUCUUCUAUCUUCUUACUUUGAAGAUAUCUGGAUCACGUUAUGUUACAUCGAAUAUUCAUUUUCUUGAAAUUUGCGCAGUUGCUAUCUAUUUGAAGCAAUUGAUAGCAAAUGAAGAUGUAGUUUUAAGUGAAAUGGCAAAGAAUAUGAAAGAAAAGUUUGAUAAGUAUUGGGGUGAUCCAGGAAAAAUGAACAAGAUAAUUUUUAUCUCAUGUAUUUUGGAUCCACGUUACAAGAUCGAAUCAGUUGGCUUUGCGCUUGUAAAGAUGUUUGGUGUAGAUCCGGGGGCAACUAUACAAGCAGAAGUGACGAAGUACAUGACUUCAUUAUUCAGUGAGUAUGUAAAGUCCGGGCUUUCUGGCAGUCAAGCAAGCACCCAAAAUAUAGGACUUUUAGAAUCACUCAUGCAAGAUAUAAAAAAAAUAUAA
Molecule: messenger RNA, 2013 nt
Organism: Nicotiana attenuata
Lineage: Eukaryota; Viridiplantae; Streptophyta; Magnoliopsida; Solanales; Solanaceae
Product: zinc finger BED domain-containing protein RICESLEEPER 2-like
Exons: 6
Molecular function (GO): DNA binding
Source: RefSeq, a predicted model, not a curated record